This is a messenger RNA of Brassica rapa (field mustard), 3378 nucleotides long. RefSeq names its product putative acyl-coenzyme A oxidase 3.2, peroxisomal. NCBI's taxonomy places the organism in Eukaryota, Viridiplantae, Streptophyta, Magnoliopsida, Brassicales, Brassicaceae. Gene Ontology annotation, molecular function: FAD binding; acyl-CoA oxidase activity; fatty acid binding. Gene Ontology annotation, biological process: lipid homeostasis; fatty acid beta-oxidation using acyl-CoA oxidase. Gene Ontology annotation, cellular component: peroxisome. The record is from RefSeq and is a predicted model, not a curated record.
AAACUCUGCAGACCAGCGCACCUCCAUGUGAUUUCUGAUCCAAAUCCUCUGCUCACCUUGAACCAAAAAGUACACUUUACAGCCAUUCUCAUGUCAAAUACUACUUGUUACGACGUCACUUUGAUGAAAUGUUUUAUUAAUUGUGCUCACAUGGCAAGACAGGAGGAGGAGAUCUUAAUCAAAUGUGGUCACAUAGGAUUCUUUUGUAAUUGUUUGUUUCCAAUGGGCUGUUGCGUUCCACCCAGAAAUCAACAUGUUAAACAUGGGACAUGACUGAAUCAAAAAGUACACUUUACAGCCAUUCUCAUGUCAAAUGCCUACUUGUUACGACGUCACUCACUUUUGAUGAAAUGUUUUAUUAAUUGUGCUCACAUGGCAAGACAGAAGGAGGAGAGACUCUUCUUUAUCAAAUGUGUUCACAUAGGAUUCUUUUGUAAUUGUUUGUUUCCAAUAGGUUGUUGCGUUCCACCCAGAAACCAACAUGUUAAACAUGGGACAUGACUGAAUCAGAUCCUUGUAACAACUCUGUCAUGUUUUCACCUAUAGUGAAUUAAUAUUGUGUUAAAAAAAUAUUGGGACAUGAAUCACAUGAUCUUAUUUAGUUAACUAAAAUAUAAUAAAUACAGUGAUUAACUUGAGACUUGUGGAAGAGUGUAGACUAAAUCUCCAAGAGAAAAUGCAUUUCACUGAUGAACCUAUUUAUAGGUAUUCAAAUGAAGCCAAAGUAUGAUCUAACCGCAUGGUGCAAGGAAUCAAAACAAGAGUUGAGUUUUCAUUAUUUAGAAGUCUAACACUCAGAUAAUUCUCUCUCCCUCUCUCUUUCUUGGGAACUCCCCUAGAUAUGUCGGAAAAUCACGCACUCUGGCGAGCUCAUGUUUUAGCUAAUCACAUACUCCAGUCACCUCCUCCACCUUUGAACAUCUUCCUCACGCGGGAGGUAUGCUUGCAGUACACUCCACCGGAGGUCAACGAGAGCUAUGGAUUCGAUGUGAAGGAGAUGAGGAAGCUGCUCGACAGACACAACUUGGAGGACCGAGACUGGCUUUACGGGAUCAUCAUACAGAGCAAUCUGUUCAACAGGAAGAUAAGAGGAGGAGGCAAGGUGUUCGUGUCUCCAGAUUACAAUGAGACGAUGGAGCAGCAGCGCGAGAUCAGUAUGAAGCGGAUCAUGUACUUGCUGGAGAAAGGUGUAUUUCAAGGAUGGUUAACGGAGACAAGUCCUGAGGCUGAGCUGAAGAAGUUUGCUCUCUACGAGGUUUGCGGGAUGUAUGAUUACUCCCUCUCCGCCAAACUCGGUGUUCAGUUCUUGUUGUGGGGUAAUGCUGUUAAGUUAUUUGGUACAAAGCGCCACCAUGACAAGUGGCUGAAAGACACUGAAGAUUAUCUUGUCAAGGGCUGCUUUGCAAUGACUGAGUUGGGCCAUGGAAGUAAUGUGAGGGGGAUUGAAACAGUGACUACUUAUGAUCCAAUGACAGAGGAGUUUGUAAUAAACACUCCUUGUGAAUCUGCUCAAAAGUAUUGGAUUGGUGAGGCAGCUAACCAUGCAACCCAUGCAAUUGUGAUUUCACAGCUUGAAAUAAACGGAACCAACCAGGGAAUUCAUGUCUUCAUCGCUCAAAUCAGAGAUCAAGAUGGCAACAUAUGUCCAAACAUCCGCAUUGCUGACUGUGGCCACAAGAUUGGUAUAAAUGGUGUUGACAUUGGCCGUAUAUGGUUUGACAAUCUUCGAAUCCCAAGAGAAAAUUUACUGAACUCAGUUGCUCAUGUUUCAUCUGAUGGAAAUUACGUUAGCGCUAUUAAAAAUCCUGAUCAGAGAUUUGGAGCUUUCUUGGCCCCUUUGACCUCUGGUCGUGUCACCAUUGCUGCAACCGCCAUUUACUCUGCAAAGAUCGGAUUAGCUGUUGCUAUAAGGUACUCACUAACGAGAAGAGCCUUCUCUGAUGUAGCCAAUGGCCCUGAAGUACUCCUUCUUGAUUAUCCAAGCCACCAAAGACGACUUUUACCACUCCUAGCCAAGACAUAUGCUAUGAGCUUUGCUGCAAAUGACUUGAAGAUGAUUUACGUGAAGAGGACACCUGAGAUCAACAAAGAGAUUCAUGUUAUCUCAAGUGGACUCAAAGCUGUUCUCACCUGGCACAAUAUGCGAACGCUUCAGGAAUGUCGUGAAGCUUGUGGAGGGCAAGGUGUGAAAACAGAGAAUCGGGUUGGUCAUUUAAAAGGCGACUAUGAUGGGCAGACUACAUUUGAGGGUGACAAUAAUGUUCUGAUGCAGCAGGUGAGCAAGGCACUUUUUGCUGAGUAUAUAUCAUGUAAGAAGAGAAAUAAACCUUUCAAAGGAUUGGGAUUGGAGCACAUGAACAGUCCUCGUCCCGUGUUGCCUACUCAACUCACAUCUUCUGCCCUCAGAUGCAGCCACUUCCAGAAAAAUGCAUUCUCCAUAAGAGAGCGAGAUCUUCUAGAACGAUAUACUUCUGAAGUUGAAGAGAUUCAAGGGAAAGGAGAAAGCAGAGAGUUCUCCUUCCUCUUGAGUCAUCAACUUUAUGAAGAUCUAAGUAAAGCUUUCGCAGAGAAAGCAAUCUUACAAGCCGUUUUGGAUGCUGAAGCCAAACUACCAAUUGGUUCCACUAAGGAUGUGUUGGGUAUUGUAAGAUCAAUGUACGCAUUGAUCUGCAUGGAAGAAGAUCCAUCGUUCUUGAGAUAUGGCUACCUCUCCAGGGACAAUGUUGGAGAUGUGAGGAGAGAAGUUUCUAAGCUCUGCGGAGAGCUUAGACCUCACGCGCUUGCACUGGUUACUUCAUUCGGGAUACCAGACGCGUUCUUGGGUCCGAUUGCAUUCAACUGGGUCGAAGCCAACGCUUGGUCUUCAGUUUAGUUACUACAAAUAAACUCUUCCAAUAAUCCACAUCUCUCAUGUGUUCUUCAAUAUUUUCUGAAGCUUUUGUUGAAUGCUCUUGGUAAUAAAAGGGGGUAUGUAAUAUGUAUCCACGGGUUAAUCUUUACCCAAACUGGUCCAAAUCAUAAUGUGGAAUAAGUUUUAUUUCUCUAUGAUUACUACAAAUUUGAAAAAUGUACAUGUCUCCAUAUAUAAAUGAAGUUUUUGGACUUUUAUUUUAUAUUUUCUCAAAAUGACUUGCUCUUAGAUUGAUGAUCAUUCAUAUAUAGAGACUAGUAAACUAUUCAUUUUAAACAGACUAUUAAACUAUUCAUUUUGAUGCAGAUAAAUAUUUGAGAUAUUUUCAAAUAUUUAUUAUUUAUUUUAUUUGUUAUUUCGAUAAUUAUCUUUCUUGUUUUAGGGUUUUCGGUAUUAUUAUAUAUAGCCGUUUAGGUUUAAGUUUGUAUGUAGUUUAUGAUUUGAUUAAUAAAAUUGAGAGUUCUCUC